CCUUUCACUUACAGAUUAAGCAUUCUCCAACACCGUUUCUCUUAUAAAUAUUAUUAUUCUUCAUCAUAUCUUCUUCAUCAUUAUUAUUAUUUAAUUUUAUUAAUAUUAUUAUAUUAUAUAAACUCCUUCUUAAACCCAAAUCUUGUGACAUCAUUUGAAACCGAACCCACUUUACCAAUUGUUGUUGUUUGUAGUUUGUACCACCGAUUUGUACGAUUUCUGAGAGAAACCAAACCCAGAUGGAUUUUGUGUCAAAUCCAUGUCCUUUGCGUUCAUCUUUGUUCGGUUCUUUAGGGAAUUUUAUUGACAAGGUUAAACAAUUUGGCACCCUCGCUGUUUCUGCUGUCAUUGGGAACAUUUUUUCUGCGAUCUUGACUUUUUGCUUUGCAUUAGUGGGGACUUUGUUGGGAGCUAUGACAGGAGCUUUGAUAGGCCAAGAGACUGAAAGUGGUUUCAUUCGAGGUGCUGCUGUUGGUGCUAUUUCAGGAGCUGUUUUUUCCAUUGAAGUGUUUGAAUCCUCUCUUGUUCUUUGGCAUUCUGAUGAAUCUGGGAUUGGUUGUCUUUUAUACUUGAUUGAUGUUAUUGCUAGCUUGUUGAGUGGUAGACUUGUGCGUGAGAGAAUAGGUCCAGCCAUGUUGAGUGCUGUUCAAAGUCAGAUGGGUGCUGUUGAAACAAGCUUUGAUGAAGUUCAAAACAUCUUUGACAUUGGUGGUUCAAAAGGGUUAUCCGGAGAUUCGGUUGCGAAAAUCCCAAAAAUCAAAAUCACCUCCGACAACGUCGAUGCAUCAGGAGAUAAAGUUUCUUGUUCAGUUUGCCUCCAGGACUUUCAGCUUGGAGAAACAGUUAGAAGUUUACCUCAUUGUCAUCACAUGUUUCACCUACCUUGCAUAGAUAUGUGGCUCUUGAGGCAUGGUUCUUGCCCAUUAUGCAGAAGGGAUCUGUAAUUUUGUAUAUGCAUAACACAAACCAUAAAAGAGGUUUUUUAUUUAUUUUUUUGGUUUUGUUCAUAAGCUUAUUUAAUUCUAGGUCUUACACUUGAUUACAUCUACUAAGAGCUAAUGCAGUUAUGUGAUAUCAUUGUACUAAAUUAGUGUAAAGAAAAUUUUGAGAUAAACCAUUUUCCUCUUUCUUGUAUAUGGACAUAUGAUGAGUAGAUGACCCUUUUUUUUUCUUCUA
Cicer arietinum (chickpea) is the source of this 1176-nucleotide messenger RNA. RefSeq names its product NEP1-interacting protein 1. Lineage: Eukaryota; Viridiplantae; Streptophyta; Magnoliopsida; Fabales; Fabaceae. The record is from RefSeq and is a predicted model, not a curated record.